AUGUAUGAUUAUACACCAAUGAUUUCUCAUCGCGAGUACCCUGCUAACCCAUUUUCAAUCGAAGCAGAGAAUGUACCAGAGAAUUUCAUGCCUGAAGAGUGGCCUCGUGAAGGUGUAGAAUAUAAGCCCUUGAUUGAAAAGGAAUAUCUCUUGAACUCGAGAUCGUGUACCACAAGUAAGGUCGUAGGAGAAGAAAUGAUGGUUUCCAUAUCGUCAUAA
Sclerotinia sclerotiorum 1980 UF-70 is the source of this 219-nucleotide messenger RNA. RefSeq lists its product with no specific name. Bases 1 to 219 code for a protein of 72 amino acids. The transcript has 3 exons. NCBI's taxonomy places the organism in Eukaryota, Fungi, Ascomycota, Leotiomycetes, Helotiales, Sclerotiniaceae. The record is from RefSeq and is a predicted model, not a curated record.